UCGCGACCUUGCUCGGUGUUGACGGAACAGCCGCCUACUCUCGAUGGGGAGACGGGGUUGCGUGUCUCCCCUGUUUCUUCGGCUCCCGAUCGACCCUUCCUCAUAGGGUUCCCCCGACGAUCGAGUAAAAGGGAGAAGAAAAUGGGUUCAUGCGGCCCGCAUUUAUCGCGAGCCAUAGCUUAGCCAAGGCCAAGCCUACCCUUCAAAAAGGUGGAAGGGGCAGGUGGGAGCUUUCGCAGGUGCCUUGAGUGUAAUCCCCUCCGCUGUGUCACUAUGCCUGCGGCGGCUCCGAUCAUCAGCUCUGUACAAAAACUGGUGCUGUACGAAACUAGAGCUCGAUAUUUUCUUGUUGGAAGUAACCAGGCAGAAACCAAAUAUCGUGUUUUGAAAAUCGAUCGCACAGAACCCAAGGAUUUAGUUGUUAUUGAUGACAGACAUAUAUAUACCCAGCAAGAAGUGAGAGAGCUACUAGGCCGUUUAGAUCUGGGCAAUAGGACAAAAAUUGGACAAAAGGGCUCAUCUGGAUUAUUACGUGCUGUCUCUGCUUUUGGGAUAGUAGAUACCUACGAAUUUUUCAGAAUGUGGAUCUAUCCAGUAAUUUUUAUUUCAGCUAUAGCUAUGAUCUGUCCCACUCCCUUCAAUAUAACCUUACAGUUUUGAGAAUGCCUCUAGAUGUACUUAAAACAGAAACAACACGAACUCGUCAAGAGUGUUUUGACAUAUUUGAAGAUGAGGGACUUGCGACUCAAAAUGGAAAUUGUGUAUUUGGAAUUUGCAGUGACCCUUACCGAAAAUAUGUAUGGAAUGGGAAAUUGCUUGAUGUUGUCAAAACUGCAGUUCAUCGAGACUGGCUUUUGUAUGUUAUUCAUGGAUUUUGUGGGCAGUCGAAACUGCUUAUUUAUGGUCGUCCAGUGUAUGUCACUUUGAUAGCUAGAAGAUCAAGUAAAUUUGCUGGAACACGGUUUUUAAAGAGAGGAGCAAACUGUGAGGGAGAUGUAGCCAAUGAAGUAGAAACUGAGCAAAUACUUUAUGAUGCUUCAGUAAUGUCAUUUUCUGCCGGAAGCUAUUCAUCUUACGUCCAAGUGCGAGGUUCAGUCCCUCUGUAUUGGUCUCAAGACAUAUCGACUAUGAUGCCUAAGCCACCAAUUACACUGGAUCAGGCAGACCCAUUUGCUCAUGUAGCUGCUCUUCACUUUGAUCAAAUGCUUCAGAGAUUUGGCUCUCCGAUCAUCAUUUUGAACCUUGUCAAGGAACGUGAAAAAAGAAAACACGAAAGGAUACUAAGCGACGAGCUUGUUGCUGCUGUAACUUACCUCAAUCAGUUUUUACCUCCUGAACAUGCUAUUGUAUACAUCCCUUGGGAUAUGGCCAAGUACACAAAGAGCAAACUGUGCAAUGUCCUUGAUCGAUUGAAUGUGAUUGCUGAAAACGUCGUGAAGAAAACUGGCUUCUUUGUAAAUCGACCUGAUUCCUUCUGCAAUGUUUUGCGACCAGAUGAAAAAUGGAAUGAACUAGGAGGAUAUGUAGUUCCCAGUGGCCGUUUGCAGACAGGAGUUCUUCGAACCAAUUGUGUGGACUGUUUAGAUCGCACAAAUACAGCCCAAUUUAUGGUUGGGAAAUGUGCUUUAGCCUACCAACUUUAUUCCUUGGGAUUGAUUGACAAACCUAAUCUUCUGUUUGACACAGAUGCCGUUAGAUUAUUUGAAGAAUUAUAUGAAGAUCAUGGGGAUACAUUGUCACUCCAGUAUGGUGGCUCUCAACUGGUUCAUAGAGUAAAAACCUACAGGAAAAUAGCACCCUGGACCCAGCAUUCUAAAGAUAUUAUGCAAACUCUUUCGAGAUACUAUAGCAAUGCUUUUUCAGAUGCUGACCGGCAAGAUUCUAUUAACUUGUUUCUAGGAGUAUUUCAGCCUGAAGAAGGAAAGUCUCAUCUCUGGGAACUUCCUACUGAUUGUUAUUUGCAUCAAAAGGACACAAUGAAUCUUCUCCAGACAAGGCGAAGCUAUACUUUUUGGUGGACUCCUGGUGUUUUAAAAUAUUUGCCACUGCCUUUCGAUGAAGUGACAUGUGCUGAAAACCAGAGGAAGUUAAUAGUGAAGAGAUUUCAUAAGUUUGAUGAUGAGGUUGAUAUUCAUAAUGAUUUUUUUCGACCAUAUGAACUCAGCAGUUUUGAUGACAUCUUUUGCUUGGCAAUGACAAAUUCAAUGCGAGAUUUUAUGCCUAAGAAUGUUCCCACUGAUCCCAGCCCAUUUACUGUACGUAAACCAGAUGAAACUGCAAAAUCUGUUUUGGGGAACAAAAGCAACCGAGGAGAAGAAACAGUACUGCAACGUAAAACGGCUGCUAGUGCUCCUCCGCCACCCAGCGAGGAGGCCGUGUCCAGCAGUUCUGAAGAUGAUUCCGGAACUGAUAAAGAAGACGAGGGCACUACCUCUCAGCGUUCAACACCUGUGAAAAUAUCAGAUACUGGAGACAAUACCAAAAUAACAGAAAACACCCAUCUCUGGUUUCUCCCAAGACAACAUUUAUGAAGUCCAGCCACCUAAAGUGGACAGGAAAUCUAUUGAGAUUUUUCAUGCACACAUCCAAGCAAGCAAAGGUAUUAUGCAACCUUUGGGAAAAGAGGACAUCUUCCUAUACCGAGAGUAUAUUAGGAAUAGAUACCUAUGAAAAAAAAAUGCCAGUACUCAUCUCUUCUGAAUGUAACUCCGCUGAAAUCUUAGAUAGCGCUUGCAAGGAAAAUUAGAAGGAAAGUACCUUGAAUGCCUCUUGUAUGUAUUUUUGUUUUUCGCCCAUAACUCUAAGGAUGACAGAUGACUUAUCUUUAAUGGCUUUGGGGUACUAAUACAAGUAACUUCAAGUGUGAAUAAUUAGUUUAAAAAAGAACUGAAUAUAACCUUUGAGAAGGAUUGAAAAUAUUAAAGAUUUUGAUAAGCAGUAUUGUGUACAGAUGUAAGCACAUACAUAUACUGUAUAUGUAUACACAUAUAUAGACAUAGAUAAGUAAAUUCAUAUGCACACUUUGGCAUAGUUAGAGAGUGAAAAGUUGCCAUCAAAUUAAACUCUACUUCAACUUUUAUAUAUGGCCAAAGUCCCAGCAACAUACCUAAAACAAUCUAAAAACAUGCCCACAAUAAAGUAAUUUCUAAUACUUUUCUAUUAGAGGUCAGGGUAAGAAAAUUUUUAUUUGAUAAAGGGUAGAGGUGUUUUAUAUCAAGAAAAUUGGAUAAUGAAAUGUCUGCAAACAUACAAUCAGCUCAGAGAGCACCAAGAACUCCAUAGUUUCUAAUUUACUGUCAUCUUCAUUAGGCCCAAUUGAUUAUAAAAUAAAAGGUAUGCUUAGCAUUUUUUGUGCAUUGCAAACAGGAGAUUCUACCAUUUGCAUUUCUGUGACAGCACCUCUUGCAGAUCCAACCCCAUGGUCUUCAUUGAAACAAGCCCAGUAGGCAUGGCAGAAGACAAUUUUAUUGCCAUCUAUUAUGAAGGCCUUGGAAUUGUUGCACAAGCUUCAGAGAUGGAUGUCAGUUUCUAUUGCAUCUUAAUUGCAAUCAUAUGACCAUGGGGCCACUGUAAGUCCUCUCAUUCAUUAAAGUUUGAAUGGUCACCUGAAUGCAUGGUCAUCAUCUGAGGCUUACUUGUAUCAAUAUGAAUCUUUACAGGAUUGUGCACCACUUAUGAUGGUUCACUCUACAUUGUUUUCUAAAAUAGAGUGUGAUGUAUUUCUGAGAUAAUCUAUGAAACUUCUGUUCCCUAGGAGUAAUACCAACCUACAGUAAUAAUACCAACAAUAAUUAACACUAAGAUUAACAUCAAACCAAAAAUGAAAAAGUAAGCAAUCUCUCAAUCAAGGAAUUGCCAUACAAGUUAACAGUAAACAGCCCAAUCAAAGAACCACUAAGACCACGCCUACUAACACUGACAGGGCAAGGCACUAGAAUAUAAAUUGAGAACAAACCCCACUUCUUACUGGCACUGAUGGAUGAUGUUACUUAGUUUGGGUAAACCCUAAGUUACAAAUAUUCUCCUUUAUCAGACCCAUUAAUACAAUGAAACAAUACUAUUUGGCUAUAGAAAAAAUUAAUGCAGCUUGGAAACAAUUUACCAAGAAGUUGCUUACAAAAUUGAAUGAUAUUAAAGCAGAAGAUAUAGAAAGCAACACCUGUUAUUGGAUAAAACAGAGACUGACCAAUUUGAUUUUUUUAAAAUGCUGCAUUACAAAAGCAAUAAGGAAAAAGAUGCNGAG
Messenger RNA from Thamnophis sirtalis, 4243 nucleotides. NCBI's taxonomy places the organism in Eukaryota, Metazoa, Chordata, Lepidosauria, Squamata, Natricidae. The record is from RefSeq and is a predicted model, not a curated record.